AUGGUUGCCAGAUAUCUCCUCGCAGGCUGCGUUGCAGCUUUGUCUGCUGUGGUUUCCGCUCAAAAUGAUGUCGCGGUGGAGGAACAGAUACCCUCCAUAUUCGAUCGCGUGAACACACUUUUCACCUUCACCGAUUGUGCGGCACCAGGAGAAAUGCAAACUUGCUGGCAAGCGCAGAACUACACCGAUGAAUAUGGCUAUGUCGCGUGCUCAGGUCUGCAAAACAGAAUCCAAUGCACUCUGACAAACUGCUGGAACAGGGUAACUAUCAUCACAUUGCCAAAAAACAACCUUCAAGCGUUGACAUGUUACAGGNUCUACUCGUGCGACUAUCAGCAACUCUUGCUAGCAUACAACGAAACCUGUAAUGAUCCGGACCCAGAUUCGGACAUAUGGCAGAUUCUGGAUCUGCCAUUCUACCCAGCUCCUGCUGAUGCCGCUGGAGAAUGCAGCUGUAAUCUCAAGACCGUUCGCGACAGUUCAGAGGACCUCUUCGAUGGAUUCGAAACUUGUCUCCAAAAGGUCCACGAUGAAGAAGGCUAUAAGAAUGACUGGGACGAUCAAUACGGCGGCUUCGGAAAACCAGCCCCACAAUGCAAUUGUUGUCUCUAUGGUGCAACCGCUGCUGACCAGAACCCCGGCUUCAUCAUGUUGGAUACUGUCAAGCAACUGUAUAUCGACUGGCCCGAAAUGGGCGGCAACAUUACCAUAGGAGAUUGUCCUUCCAUCUUGGCGAACCAGAGUUUCAGCUGCACUGACUAUGGCUUUACAAACUAUGGCAAGAAUGCCUCUGACUAUGCAAAGCCUACUCCACUUCACUCAGCUACUGGAACUUGGAGCGAUGUCAACGGCAUCCUUACCAGCCCUGUGAGCGGCCCAACUUAUACCUGGACAGCAUGGAACACGACCUUUACGAUUACCGCUGCUUCGGUGGAGGCUGUGGCUACGAGGACUGCUAGUGCCAGUGCUAGUGAGAAGGUCACGAGUGGUUCUUCGGGCAGUGCGAGUGGCACUGCGACAAGUGAGACUGUAAAGAGCACUGGUGCCGCACCUACGAAUGGAGCAUUGCAGCAUUCUGCAGCUGCUCUUGUGGGACUUGCUGGAUUUGCUCUUGCUCUC
This is a messenger RNA of Aureobasidium musti, 1119 nucleotides long. NCBI's taxonomy places the organism in Eukaryota, Fungi, Ascomycota, Dothideomycetes, Dothideales, Saccotheciaceae. The record is from the annotation of a GenBank genome assembly.